GAAUCGAGAGAAAGGAAAAAAGAAAAAAAGAGAGAAAUAAGGAAAUAGAAGAUACAACAAAGAAAAGGAGAGCAGGAAAGGAAGAAAAAAAUAAAGGAAAAGAAGGACAAAAAAGAAACGAGAAAAAUAUAGAGAAAGAAAGGGAAAGAAAAGGGAAACUAAACAAAACGCAAGAAAAGCAAGGCAAGGAAAGAAAAGUGACAACGGAAAAUAAAAAUAACAAAGAUGAAACGAGUGACAAAAGAAAACAAGAAACUGAAAUAGAAAACAAAGAUCAAAAAGAGGCAAAAAGAAGAAGCAGUAACAAGCACCGAAAUAAAAAGCCAACGAUAAAGAGGGAAAGACGAAAAGGCAAAACAACAAGCGCGAAAGAUAAUGACGGAAAACUUAUAGAGAUGCAAAGAGAAAGGAAAAUAAAUAAAAAAGACAGCAGAAUAGGGAAGUAUGAAGGAAUAUAG
Messenger RNA from Racocetra fulgida, 458 nucleotides. The record is from the annotation of a GenBank genome assembly. Lineage: Eukaryota; Fungi; Glomeromycota; Glomeromycetes; Diversisporales; Gigasporaceae.